AUGAACAAUUAUUUGAUCUUUCUCGGCACAAAUACUUAUGGAGUUGUUCCUAAUGUACCCUAUAAAACUAUAGCUCUUCCAGCCAACUAUGCAUAUAGUGUAAGGCUUGCACCACCGUCCUCUUCGCUUUCUUCACCUACGUUUGGGACGUCUGUUCAAGGGAAAGAUAAAUCAAAAAAUCAUGGAUACGGAUUUGCUGUUGCUUUAUAUGAUCCAACUGCCGAUAAAACUUCCCUAGAUACGGAAUGUGGAGCUAAUGGUUACAUUUGUUAUGCUGUUGACAGUCUUGCCAAAGGACCUAGCACCAAAAUUUGUGUCGUCAUUGUCAACCCUACGUCUAACGACUUGAUUCUUAAUGUCGUUGCCACCUUCACCGCCGAGAGCCCUUUCAUCUCCAACGAUCUCAAUUCAAAUCCAAGCUUCUCCAAUUUUGCGGUCUCAGAUACCCCCCUUAACGAAACAAUAACUAUCGACUAUAAGAGCUAUAUUACAACUGCUCAAUUGAGCAAAAGAUAUUAUAGAGAUUAA
This is a messenger RNA of Entrophospora candida, 528 nucleotides long. NCBI's taxonomy places the organism in Eukaryota, Fungi, Glomeromycota, Glomeromycetes, Entrophosporales, Entrophosporaceae. The record is from the annotation of a GenBank genome assembly.